Molecule: messenger RNA, 573 nt
Organism: Penicillium olsonii
Lineage: Eukaryota; Fungi; Ascomycota; Eurotiomycetes; Eurotiales; Aspergillaceae
Source: the annotation of a GenBank genome assembly
AUGAGUUCAAUCGAGCGCAUGUCCCCGCUGGACCUUCUCAACCUCAACCAAACAAACCUCGAUCCUCUCACAGAGAACUAUGACCUUGGCUUCUACCUCAACUACCUGAACAAAUGGCCAUCACUCUUCAGCACAAUCAAAGACCGUGAAGCCGGAACCGUGGGCUACAUUAUGGGCAAAUUAGAAGAACAACACCCGUCCAUGCGACACUCAGAACACUACACCCCAUGGCACGGACAUAUCACAGUGCUCACCGUAGCACCGGCCUGGCGCCGCCUCGGUUUCGCACGCAGAUUGACAGAGCAGCUGGAGCGCGGGUCUGAUAGCAACAACGCCUGGUUCGUGGAUCUAUAUGUGCGCGCAGGAAACAAGGUUGCGUACGACAUGUACAAGGGCAUGGGGUACUCGGUCUUCCGGCGAGUGGUAAAUUACUACAGUGAUGAUCCGUCUGGCAUGUCUGACUCCGGGGAAGAUGCGUUUGAUAUGCGCAAGCCGUGCAGUCGAGAUAAGAAGCUCGAGCACGUGCGAGAAAAUGGAGAGAAUUUCCCAGUUGGGCCGGAGGAUGUCAUGUAG